Molecule: messenger RNA, 627 nt
Organism: Pyricularia grisea
Lineage: Eukaryota; Fungi; Ascomycota; Sordariomycetes; Magnaporthales; Pyriculariaceae
Exons: 1
Coding region: 1-627 (208 amino acids)
Source: RefSeq, a predicted model, not a curated record
AUGGCUUACGUCGGUUGGUGCGGCAUGGUGUCUGGCCAAAGUAUGGUGCUCUGGUCGCGGCUGCACCUGGUUAUGUAUAGCCAGCGGCGCCGGCGUACUGUCCUAACUAUGAUCCUCAUAGACGGCUUUGUCUGCUACGUCACCACGGGCGUGGUCAGCUUCGGCUCCAAUACGCAGCACCCGGAGCGGUUCGAACAGCCCUACUCCAUUAUCGAACGGUUUCAAAUCACCGUCUUUUGCGUUCAGGAGAAGAUCAUUUCAGGUUUAUAUAUAUACGAGAUAAUAAAAAUACUGCAAACCCAAAACGUCGAUUAUCUUUGGGAGACUAGACAGCCCGUCGACCUUUCCAGGGCGAACAACAACCUUUGCAGGAAGAACAAAAACCGCCUGGGCUAUUGUGCCUGGCGGCGGAUGCUAACGCACCUUAUCUACAUUAGCGUCGUUAUUGUGCUCAUCGACGUGCCGCUCCUUUCGCUGCAAUACCUGGAUUUGUACGCCUUACAAACGAGUUACAAAGCGUUCGCGUAUGGGAUAAAGCUCAAAUUGGAACUCAGCAUCCUGAAUCGCCUGGUCGUCGUUACGACCCGGCACGGCCUGAUCGCCGACGCGAGCCGGCAAACCCUUUAA